AUGGCGCCGAGUUACCUGCCCACACCUCUACUCUUCUUCGCUUGUGUACUGGCAGUGGCGGUGUGCGGGCCUGCAGAGUCUUAUAACAAACUGUCUGUUAUAAGACUCCAUCAGUCUACUCACACACCAGUCCUUCCACACAUGAAGACGGACACACACUCCCUCCACCACAACCGCUCACAACGCCCCCUGCCAUCGUACAGCCUCAGCGUGACAGAAGCAGGCCGGACGACCGAGGAAGGACUAGCUGCAUUUUUGUCCUAUGCCGCCGUCGAAGUCAAUCUCUACCUGCUGUAUGACCUUACAAACUAUGAAGUGGACGAGUUAGUCAGGAACCACCAAGAGAACUACAACAUGAGUAAAUCAGUGACGUUGAUACAGUACUCUGAGGAUCUGUCCUACCUAAAGGAGGUGCUGACGACUAGAGCCACACACCUGGGCACCAGGCACAUGCUAGUUCUCUGCUCUACACAACACACCAUCAGGAUCUUUCAAUAUGUACGUCAGAAACAACUAGAGUCGCCAAGUAUAUGGUGGUUGGUGGUGGGGGAGACAGAUGUGUUACAAUCUCUUCAGCCACUACUGUGGGAGGGCUCCCUGGUGACACUGGCACUGAGAACAUCACCCACCACCUCUAACUUCAUGGUAUCAAAGGUUGACCACACUGGCCUCCCUAUGUAA
Molecule: messenger RNA, 681 nt
Organism: Homarus americanus (American lobster)
Lineage: Eukaryota; Metazoa; Arthropoda; Malacostraca; Decapoda; Nephropidae
Exons: 6
Coding region: 1-681 (226 amino acids)
Source: RefSeq, a predicted model, not a curated record